AUGGUUCCCCAUGUUCGUCAUCGUAAAUGGCGUCGUAAGAAAAUUGUGGAUCGAGGGCAGGUAUUGCCGCUGGUCAAUAUUGGGUUCACGAAUCUUCCUGAACCCUAUUCUCCCUAUCAUACUCCAUCCGAAACUCCCCACUCUUCCCCAUCGCUCUCUGGAUGUCAUUUUCUACUGAAUCAAUUGCCGAUUGAACAACGCACUCGAUGCAAACUCAAAUUCCUGGACUUAGAACCUUCACAUGGACAGCCAUUCGAAGAUGAAUACCCGGACUCCCUCAUGACGUGCUCUUGCCCUGAUGUACCCAAUCCGAACCCGCCAGCCAUAGAAGAACCCUAUCGAUGUGAACCCAUGGUCAAGGAAAGAAGAGGAAAAGUGGGCAUGUUGGCGACUUCAUUGAAACCGCCAAUUAUUUCCCACGAAUUUGCAUAA
Molecule: messenger RNA, 432 nt
Organism: Bursaphelenchus xylophilus (pine wood nematode)
Lineage: Eukaryota; Metazoa; Nematoda; Chromadorea; Rhabditida; Aphelenchoididae
Source: the annotation of a GenBank genome assembly